UUACGCCGGGCUGUCACAUAACAUAAUGCCAGAUUAAUAUUGUUAUGGACAAAAUAUAUAAAAUAAUUUUAUUUGAUUUUCUAUAUUUAAUUAAAAUAAUUUAAUACGCAUUGUAUUAAUUAUUAUUUGUUUGUUGUGGUUUUAUAUGUUUUCAGUACUUAGAAACCGAAAAUUUGAAAACAAAUACUUCUCUAUUUCCAUUUAAGAGUUUCCUCUUGUCGGUGCAACUAAUUCAUGCAUCUUCUUGCAGCCAGCUCUAUCCCAGGCCAUAUCCUUGACCUACCUAUACGUUAUGACACCUAGUGUUUCCUUUAUCUGUCCCAUGUACUUAUUUUUCAGUCUUCCACUUCCUCUUUUACCCUCUACUUUUACCUACCUACAUAUUUAAAUUCUAAUUCUCUCAAACGCUCUUUCAUAAUUGAAAAUAAAAAUAGUUGGAAUAGUGUGAAGUACAAUAUUUGUAAUUUUAAAUAAGACAAACAAACUUCCUACAAAAUUGAUCAUGGCACAAUUUAGACCCGCCGGCUUGUCAGAUGAAGAUACAGAUAAUGAUGAUUAUGGAUUUUAUGAAAAGCCUAAACGUUGGUAUCACCAUACACAACAAAAUCAAAGAAAGACUGUAGAAGUUAAGUUGCAAGAUGCUAUCAUUAAUGGUGAUCUAAAAGCAGUUGAAAUGAUUGUCAAUAAUGAUCUAAACAAUAAUGUUAAUUUGAAACUGGAUAGUGGAUGGACACCACUGAUGCAUGCAUGUUUCCACGCACAAGAUAUAAUUGUUGAAUUUUUACUGGACAAGGGUGCAGAUCCUAAUUUACAUGCAGAUUCUGUGACUCCAAUAAUGGCUACGUGUUCAAACAGCAGUGCCAAUAAUGAUGCAAUUUUUAGUAUUAUUACAAACUUAUUAGAUAGAAAUUGUAUUUUAAAUAUUGGAGAUAAAUAUGGUCAAACUCCAUUCAUGCGAGCAAUCAGUAGUGGCCGUGUUGCUGUUGUAGAGAAACUAUUGGAAAGUGAUGUAAAUAUUGAAAUGAGAGAUCAACAAGGUUGGACGGCACUGUUUUGGGCAGUUCACUACAAUCAACCAGAAAUCUUAGAAAUGCUCAUUGCUCAUGGUGCAAGACUGAAUGAAGUAGACAGAUCCAACCGAACACCUUUUGAAAUUGCUACGUCACAGGAUUACCAGAAUAUAAUUGAAAUUUUGAACAAACAUUUGAAAAUAGAUGAUACAGAUGAGACAAAUAAAAUUAUAUACUUAAACCAACUUUGGUCUUGGCAUGACUAUUACCCAGGUGUAAUAACGAGAGAAAAACUGGAUUAUAGAAAUGAAAUCCCCCAUUUACUCUAUGGCAUGAACUGCGAGCGCCUUGUGUCCGUCAUUGAGAACAGCAGAAUAGAUCUUAAAACAUUUUUGCUUUUAGAGGAAAAUGAUAUGAUAAAAUUGGGCAUUGAUAUGCCAUAUGAAAGACAAAGAUUAAAAUAUGGAUUGCGUGUAUUUCAUUUGAAGGGCUGGAAAUUGGAUGCAGUGGCAGGAUUGUAUGCCCGAAAAGUUGGCAAUUAUAGUGUUCUUGAUUGCCUUACAACUUUGGGUACCCAUCUACAACAAAUAUAUGUUCUGGAAGCAAGCCUACAAUACACUGUACGUGAAUAUACUAAAAUUAAAAAUCUAAUAAAAUCUGAACCACCCGAUUCACCCUUGAUUAUAAAAAUGAAAACUACAGCCAAAAAAAUGGUGACCAAUAUUAACAGUAUUAGAAGAGAAAUUAAAAAUAUGAAAACCAUUCUCAAUAAGAUAAACAAAAGCAAUCCAGAACCGACCGAUGUAAUUCGAGAAAAAUCAACUCAAGAAGUAGUCAUGGGUUACAUCACAGACGCGCUAGCAGUUUGCACACUAAUUAUGAUUGUGUACCAUGCCAGAAGUUGUUUCUCUAAAAUACUAAACAAAUAAAAAUGAUAUUAUUACAUUUGAUAUUUAAAAGAAAGAAAUACUUUAUUUAAGUAAACUUUGAUUUAAGCAUUUUUAAA
Molecule: messenger RNA, 2016 nt
Organism: Galleria mellonella (greater wax moth)
Lineage: Eukaryota; Metazoa; Arthropoda; Insecta; Lepidoptera; Pyralidae
Gene: Gasz
Product: ankyrin repeat, SAM and basic leucine zipper domain-containing protein 1
Exons: 8
Coding region: 503-1939 (478 amino acids)
Biological process (GO): piRNA processing
Cellular component (GO): pi-body
Molecular function (GO): protein binding
Source: RefSeq, a predicted model, not a curated record